AUGAUUCCACCGCCACCAGAGCCGCCAAGCGUACGCACACCCGCAGUAUCAAAGUACGAAGGCGUAAUCCCCCAGCGCGACUACCGGUGGGGCGCUCAAAUCUUCUUCGAUCACCAAUGUAUAUCUGUCGGAACCUUCAGCACCGAAAUAGCCGCCGCCCGAGCUCACGACAGCGCCUCCUUAAAAUUCUACGGCGAAAACUUCAACCGUAACUUUUUAUUAACAAAGCUUACGAUUCACGAACGCCAUUUUCAGGACCACUUCAGCCGCGAAGUCAUUCUGGACAUGAUUCGGAACGGCUCCUACGAACCCAAGUUCAUCGAAUUCGUCCGCAUGUUUUACCCUGAGUUUGACGACUCUGGCUCCGUAGCAUUGCCUGAUGCCUCCGAUUCCUUCAAUGGAGUCUUUGUUAAAGAAAUGUUUCGCGUAGUGCUGACUUCGAGUGAUGUUGAGAGACCCGGAAUAUUGACUUUACCUGCAGAGCAGGCCGUGCAGUACUUUCCGCCGUUGACGUCCGAGACACAGCAUGAAUUUCUCCAAUUUUAUGAUAGGUGGCAGCGACUUUGGGUGUUUCAGUACUGUUAUUCGGGUAGUGCUGGGAGCUAUGUGUUGGCCGGGGGUUGGGAUAGUUUUUUGAUUGAUAUGCAGCUUGAAGUUAAUGAUGUCGUGGUUUUCUACCGAUGUAAGGAGUGGAGAAAUUUUCCUCCAUUGUCUACUGAUGUGAUUGAUGCUGUUCGUGGUGUUACAAGCAGAUGCGAUGUUCAGGAGGACAUUCAUGUGGAGGAGAGCACGUCAAGAGUUUGA
Molecule: messenger RNA, 804 nt
Organism: Phalaenopsis equestris
Lineage: Eukaryota; Viridiplantae; Streptophyta; Magnoliopsida; Asparagales; Orchidaceae
Product: AP2/ERF and B3 domain-containing transcription factor At1g51120-like
Exons: 1
Coding region: 1-804 (267 amino acids)
Biological process (GO): regulation of DNA-templated transcription
Molecular function (GO): DNA binding; DNA-binding transcription factor activity
Source: RefSeq, a predicted model, not a curated record